Molecule: messenger RNA, 1611 nt
Organism: Symbiodinium necroappetens
Lineage: Eukaryota; Dinophyceae; Suessiales; Symbiodiniaceae
Source: the annotation of a GenBank genome assembly
AUGUAUACACAUGCUGAAUCUCAACUAUGCCGCCUCCUGUCGGCCCGUUUAGGCUCAGGCCCGCUUUGGAGGCUGUUUGUGGCAGAGGGCUGCCGGUACCGCCUCGGCUCAACAUUGAGGACUGGCAAAGGCAGUGCUCACAGGAGAAACAUGCGCAGAUCAAGGAUUGGCACCGCUGCAGCAGUAGCUGUGGCCUUGGUGACUCUCAGGUCCUUGGCAUUCCUGGGAACACAGCCAUCCCAAACAGCCGGGCCAAGCCGCCGCCACCUGAUGACCUCGGGUGGCAUCCUGGGAGCUAUGGCUCUGGAGGCAUGGAUGCCCAGCCCAGCUGAAGCCUUGGGCUCCCGAGACCGACGCGUAGCGUAUCCGCCGAUCAACAAGCAAGACCCGCGACGAUGCGAGUGGAAGACUUCACAGAUUGCUCAGGCGAGUGCGCAGCGCGACAAGCUCUACGACCUCAGAGAGUGCAACCUCGCAGGCACCAGUGCAGCCGACAACGAUGUAUCAGGAGCUUUGAUGAACAAGGGAGACUUCUCCAAGGUGAACUUUGAGAACGCGCAGUUGACCAAGGUCGUGGCAGCAGAAGCCAACUUCGAGGGUGCCAAUUUCAAAAAUUCGGUGGCGGACCGCAUGGACCUCACGAAAGCCAAUUUGAAGAAUGCAAUUUUCAAGAAUGCAAUGCUGACCACGUCCAGCUUUGAGGAAGCAAAUGUGGAGGGUGCUGAUUUCACAGACGCCUUCUUGGACAGUCAGAGCGUCAGGGUGCUGUGCACAAAUCCGACAAUGAAAGGAACAAACCCAGUGACCGGGGCCGACACUUUUCUCAGUGCAGGAUACGGAAACUACAUGGGAGGAGCCGUGGGCACCAUGCAGACUGCCUCUCUGCCCACGCAGGCAGUCGGCACAAACAGCGGUGCAGCUUUCCAGCGCACAGCCUUCUCUGGCAAUACUGCGGCGAUGGCCACGCAAAACGUCGCCGAUGUGGGGCAGUUCAAAACAAUGACUCCAGACGCCCUGAAGACACAGCCAGCCGGGGCCUUCACGAACUAUGAUGCCAUGGCCACUCGUCCUCCACAAAGCUACGGUGGCUGUGGCACGCAGAACUUCUCUGGGUAUGGAGGCUACAGUCAAGGCUAUGCCGGCCAGGGAUAUGGAGCAGGUGCACAGGCGACAGGUGCUGCAGGGUCAUAUGGCCAGGGAUGUGGUCAAGCAUACCAAGGUUAUGGAGGCUAUGCAGGUGCUGGAUAUGGUGCACCAGACCAAACCUAUGGCAACGCCUAUGGCCCCGGCUAUGGUGGGACCGGGUAUGGUGGUGGACAAGGUGGUCAGGGUGGUUGUGGCUACGGCUACGGUCCGUCGGGAUAUGGGCAAGGCGCAGGUUAUGGCUACGAUGCUCGUGGUUAUAACGGCUUGCAAGACGCGGCUGCCACACAACAGUUGUCCGCGCAACAAGUUUACAACAAGGACGUGUCAGGAUCCUUUGUACGUGGUGGUGGCAUGUACGGUGGCGCACCCGGCUACAAUGCAUACGCUGGAUAUCCUGCAGGAGCUGGAGGGGGACAGGUGGCAAUGGGCAGGAAGCCACGUGCACGGCGCAGUGUGUGCUGCUGA